AUGUCCUCCUCUGCCGUCAAUCAGAGACACCACUCGCCACAUCACGCUACUGCAAAUAACUCACCCGCCGACGACGAGGGCAUCGGCGACGAUGACGACUACCUCCUGUUCAGCGCGGAGCCGGAUGGGUGGAAGUCUAUGACUUCGUCAAUAAAGAACCAUGUUCAUUACGGAGGCAGACGAUAUCACCGCUACAGAGAUGGGAAAUACCCCUUUCCGAACGACAUGAUUGAGCAAGGAAGAGAAUAUCUGAAGCAUGAUAUGAUUACGCGUGUGACCGAGGGCCGGCGUUUCCAUGCGCCGAUCGGGAGUCACCCGCAGAAGAUUCUCGAUUUAGGCACCGGCGUAGGCGUCUGGGCUAUUGAAGGUAACAAGAGUCUUCGUUAA
This is a messenger RNA of Colletotrichum siamense, 387 nucleotides long. RefSeq names its product Secondary metabolism regulator laeA (gene laeA-5). The transcript has 3 exons. The record is from RefSeq and is a predicted model, not a curated record. The coding region runs from base 1 to 387 and encodes 128 amino acids. NCBI's taxonomy places the organism in Eukaryota, Fungi, Ascomycota, Sordariomycetes, Glomerellales, Glomerellaceae.